Poecilia reticulata (guppy) is the source of this 1030-nucleotide messenger RNA. Lineage: Eukaryota; Metazoa; Chordata; Actinopteri; Cyprinodontiformes; Poeciliidae. The record is from RefSeq and is a predicted model, not a curated record.
AUUCGCUGGAAUAAAGAGCAGAGAAGACGCUGCGCCUGCAGACGCCUCGAAGACUCGGACCAGCCGGUUCCUUCAGGAGCAACGAUGAGCAACGGGCCACAGAGCUCAGAGGAAUCCCAGACCAGGUUUCUGCUUCUGGGACAAAGUGACUCUGGGAAACGGUCUGUUAGAGACGCCAUCCGGUUCGAUGAAGGGACUGAAAGUUGCUCCAAAGGCCCCUGGGGUGACCUGAAGACAGGAACCUCAAAGAAAAAACCUGCUGAGGUGAAGAUUCUGAAUUAUCGUUGUUUGCAUUACGACAAAAAAGAGAAGACCUUAAAUGUCAAGGAAGAGAUCAAGAAAGACAUGGAGCUCAUCGGUCCGGGCCCUCAUGUGAUCAUCUGGGUUUCAAAGAAAACAAACGAAACAGAAAACAAAGAAGAUAAAAAACUGUCGACAGCUUUCAGUGAGGGUUUCGAGUCAGCUAACGAUCACAUCCUGUAUGUGGUCAUUGAAAAUAAGGAGUCUAAAAUGUACAAAGCGCUGCCCAAACGUCAGAAAGCAGACUUCAUCUGCAAAACACCUGAGGAAUUGGAGAAAACUCUGCUGGAGCAAGUCGAUGAGAUGAAGACCAAGUGCUACGGGAUGGAUAAGCUUAAAGACCGGCUGGAUGGUUUCAUCAAAAAGCUGGAAACAGAGCCUGGAACAUCCAAAGGUCACACAGCAGCAGAUACAGCCUAUCAAUGGUUAAAAAACAAAUUUAACAAGUAAAAUGAUGCAGAAACCUAUUUCUGCAAAGCUUCUUCAGUUCCUGUUUGUCCUGCUGCAGCUGCAGGUUGUCGGUUCAAUCCCCAGUCUGCUCCUUUGGUUCUGGGAGUUUUAGCUUGAACUGUUUGUUCUGCUGCAGCUGCAGGUUGUCGGUUCAAUCCCCAGUCUGCUCCUUUGGUUCUGGGAGUUUUAGCUUGAACUGUUUGUCCUGCUGCAGCUGAAUCCAUCAUCUGUUCCUGUUUCUCUGUAUGAUCAUCAAUAAAACUCAGUCUGUCUGCACUGA